This is a messenger RNA of Suillus discolor, 1097 nucleotides long. RefSeq names its product Ccc1 family. Gene Ontology annotation, cellular component: fungal-type vacuole membrane. NCBI's taxonomy places the organism in Eukaryota, Fungi, Basidiomycota, Agaricomycetes, Boletales, Suillaceae. Gene Ontology annotation, biological process: intracellular manganese ion homeostasis. The record is from RefSeq and is a predicted model, not a curated record. The transcript is spliced from 4 exons. Gene Ontology annotation, molecular function: manganese ion transmembrane transporter activity; iron ion transmembrane transporter activity. Bases 169 to 1026 code for a protein of 285 amino acids.
GAAAUUUUCGGCCCGUUAUAAAGUACCUUUGUGUUAUCAAUUGAUGGAACCGAGCUAGCUCGGAGGCUGACUCAUAACAGGUCUCCAAAUACUCGGCUCCAAGUCGACUCCACUCUUGUCUCGCUGUAUAAUCUUGCAAAAAACCGCCUCGCUAUCUCAUCUCUUAGAAUGGCUUCAAAAUCUAAUACAAAUGGCGCAGUUGCUGUUUCCUUGCCAAGUAGAGAAGGAAACACAAACACUGAGCCACCAACUGACGAUGACCGCACGCUUAUCGAUCCUGAUGUCAUUCGUGAUAUUGUCAUCGGACUUUCAGACGGCUUGACAGUCCCCUUUGCUCUAGCAGCAGGUCUUUCAUCUUUGGGCACCUCAAGAUUAGUUGUCGCUGGCGGAAUAGCUGAACUCAUCGCUGGUGCUAUUUCUAUGGGCAUUGGUGGCUUCUUAGCAUCUUCGGCAGAGCGGGAUCAUUAUCACUACAUGCGACGCCACAUAUCGGCUCGGGUGCAACGGAGCUGCGUUGGAGAAAUGGAAAGGGAAGUAUGUGCUGUACUUGUCCCCGUAGGUGUCGACGAGAAGGCGUGCCAGGCGGUCACCAAGUGUCUCAGAGAUGCUGAAUUUGACCCCGAAGUCAGUGCGAACGGUUCAUCGUCAGAUGAAGAAGCGCAGUUGCUGAGAUGGAAGGACCAAGUCGGUUUGACACCCUUUUUACUCAAAUUUGGAGAGGGAAUGGAGGAAAUCUCGAUUCGUCGAGUAUACUCUUCGGCGCUGACAAUUGGCUUAGGGUACUUGGUUGGCGGAAUCAUUCCCCUCAUUCCAUACUUCUUUGUUCCGCAAGCGCAUGUAGCGCUCGUAUACUCUUGUAUUGUCACAGGCAUCGUUCUGUUGAUAUUUGGAGCUGUGAAAUCUCGUGUUACGGGUGCUGGGCAGGGUGUUGGAGGCUACAUAUGGGGAGCAGUCAGCACUCUAUUAGUUGGUGGUACCGCUGCUGCUGCUGCUUUUGCUCUUGUUGCAUGGCUGGAAGAUUCAUAACCACUUACAUCGUAUGUAAAGCUUGUACAAGUCGUUAUUAUCAUUAUGUGAGAUAUCGCUUUUAUAAGUUC